GGAUCAUCCGGGUAUAAAACGCUACGUGACGGGCGGACACCGUGUGAAACGGCCGUUCAGAAGCGCAGGGAGGUGCUCAUUACGUCACAAGUCUGUGUCGUCACCGCCUUUAUUUCUUCACCCCAUCCAGCGCUAAACUUUUUAGUUCCUUUUCAGCAGACGUCAAAGCUAACGAGCAGACUGAAAUUCUUUAAAGCUUCUAGAUCAUUCAAAAACAUUUUCACCAUGAUCUGCCCAGACAGCACGAAAUUUUUUAUCCUAACCUGUUUCAUCUUCCUGGUUUCUAUGGUGGACGAGGCUCAAGCCCACACAGACAAUGGCGCUGAUGGUGACCAGAGCAACGAAUUUCCCCCAGGUCUUGGCAGACUUUUGUUCAAACAGAUGAGAUUUCGUGACCUGCCGCAGACCGCGGACGUUGAGCAGCUGAAGGAGCAGCUGAAGGAGCAGCUCAAGGAGCAGGGCUACAGCCAAUGGGACAACACAGACACAGCCGUGGGGAAAAGGGACGUUACUCGACAGGAACUGAUUGACCAGUUGGCCGCGUUGAUUCUACAGAUGAAGGAGAGAGACGCGGGCACCAGGCUACACAUGCCUAGCCUGCGGUUUGGUUGAAGCUACCCAAGUGCUCAUCCGUUUUUCAAAUUUCGUGAUUUCAAAUUAUGAAAUAAAUUUAUGAAACAAAA
Messenger RNA from Physella acuta, 683 nucleotides. RefSeq lists its product as uncharacterized. NCBI's taxonomy places the organism in Eukaryota, Metazoa, Mollusca, Gastropoda, Physidae. The record is from RefSeq and is a predicted model, not a curated record.